This is a messenger RNA of Trypanosoma conorhini, 4890 nucleotides long. RefSeq lists its product as uncharacterized. Bases 1 to 4890 code for a protein of 1629 amino acids. Lineage: Eukaryota; Euglenozoa; Kinetoplastea; Trypanosomatida; Trypanosomatidae. The record is from RefSeq and is a predicted model, not a curated record. Gene Ontology annotation, molecular function: protein binding. The transcript has a single exon.
AUGACCUACAAGGAGGUGGCGUUGGCAGCGCAACUCAACGGUGCAUAUCGCUGUGCCACCGCUGCUCUUGUGCGCACGGAGCCGAGGGAGACAAUUUCUCGUCUGGCGCCCGCCAGGGCGUCGUCCAAGCAACGCGGCGACAGCAGCUCCAGGGGCGGGAGGGGCGCUGAAAAGGCUGACACCCCCACCAAGGGGUCCGGGAACAACGGGUCCUCUGCCCCCGCGCCUACCCUGUCAAGCGAAGGUCUUCGUUGCUCCUUGUGGCUGGGGCGCAGCGAUGGGGUUAUUGAAAUCCGCUCCGAAGCUGUGCCGGAGCGUCUCCUGGGUCUUGUGCCCCCCGCGGCGAGGGCGGUAGUGACGUCACUGCUCCAAAUUUCUCGCAAUCGUGUGGUUGCCGCCCUCUCGGACGGAGUACUUCGGGUAAUAGACGCGGUUUCUCUGCAAGAACGCGCGAGCGUACAGGCACACAAGUCGUCUAUCACGUGCAUGGUGCCUGUGACCUUGACAAAUGUCCAACGCCCGCAGGAAGAGUCUGAGUUCCCGCGCAUUUCUGCUUUUGUCACCGCGUCCUCAGACUUCACAAUUGCGACGUGGGACGGCGUGACGCUGGGGUGUCUCUGUCGCAUGCGGGGCCACUCCUGCGGGGUGACGGCGUUGGCGGCGACGGCGAGUGGGGCAUUCCUGUUUAGUGGAGGCAAGGACGGUUCGCUGCGGAUGUGGUCCUUGCUGGACGGCGCCCAGGUUGUUGGGAUGUCCACUAGUCACAAGGGCACAAAGAAGGCGACGAAGCGGAAGGAGGUGUCCGUGUCGCUUUCAGAGCAUCCACAGCAGGAUGUAAAAAGGAAGAAGGAACUGUUGUUGCCGCCUCAAAAGGGAGGGUAUCACACUGCAGGACAGCCAACAGCUGCGGAAGUUCGUUCCGUACACACACGUCGUUCAGUCUCUGCGCAAACCGUGUCCCGAGCGGCGCCCACAAGAGCGGCUACCCCACGCACCGGAUGCACGUCGCUCACCCCAACUCCAAGGAAGGCGACUACUACAGGCGCUGCCGCCUCGCACGCACACCUUUCAUCCCCGCAAGCCACGGCCAUCACGCCGCGAAGCGCAAGGGCGUUCUCUGCCGCCCCCGCGACGCGUUCGGCGGGGAGCCGGAAAAAGUCUUCGCGCGCCAUGUCCGCCACUGCGGGAGACCGAGCUUCCCGCAAGAAUCCGAUGAAAUCCAGCAAGUCGGGUCCAACUACACCGCGUCUGGGCGUCGUGCCGCACCUCACUGAGGUGGAGGUCGCCAUCAGCGUGGCGGACGAGGAGGAGGAGGAGGAAAAGAACGAGAGUGACGAGGAUGACAAGGACUGCCUUGAGGCUUCUGGUAAGGCCCGCCAAACACCCCGCAAAGAAGAUAGGGAAGGAGCCUUAUUGGGAAAGGAGCUGGGUUCCGGGGCGGCGGGUGAGGGUAAAACGGCACGAGCGGCGACGAAAGUGAAGAAAGGCAAAAAACGUCAAGCCUUCAAUUUUGGCACCGUUUUUCAACAGUUAGUGGGAAAGACAGGGACGGAUCCUAUGAUCCAACGCUUCCUCGCCGCGCGACGUUAUAGUGGGGAAGGGGACGAUGCCGUCUUGCUUUGGCCACUUAAGUGUGAGCAUAUGCAGAGCAUUACUGGUCUAGCGCUUAUAGGAGACCGGAUUCUAGUGACAGCGUCUCGCGAUGGCGUGGCCAAGAUGUUUGCCCUACCCACUGGGCGAAUGCUGUGUAGCGUUCAUCGCAGUCGUGCGGCCUUGACCAGCCUUGUCGUGGAUGAAAUGCAGUGCCGUCUCUGGAUUGGGGGCGCCGAUGGUUGUAUUUCUAUCUACGAUGCACUCCACCCAGAGGCAGGGCAGCUGCACGGCUGGCGAGAUCUUAACACGCCACAUCCGCAGCUAGUGCCACUGGUGUCACCUGGGUCAGAGGGUCUCGUAUACGUGUUGGCCACGCGCACGGAGACAACUGCGGUGAGCCAACCAAUUCCCACGCAUACAAGCACGGGUGACGCGGCGCAGUCGAAACCGCGCAAGGCCUCUGCCGUCAAGGAUUCCGCACCCGCGACGUCUUGUGGCAGUAAAGUCCCGAACUCGACCAUCCGGUCAACCCUGGCGUGUGUCCGGUUGGAUGGCGCGGAUGAUGAGUUGAUGCUGGAUGCCUCCUUGGUGCAAGCACUAGACAGGCAGUUUGAGAGUGCACGUAGUUUUUACCUUGGAAAUAGCUUGCGCGAAGGCGUCUUUCGCAGCGUUUUACGUCGCUCGGUGACGGAGGAAGGCGAGGAAUUACCGGGAUAUCUCACGGAGGAGAAGACGCAAGUCGUCUCCGCUCUGGAAGCUGGCUCCGCUCGAUUGCUGCGGCAACGGGCCUUCAGCCGAUGGUGGAUAUGGCGGACCCGCCGGGUGACACGCUACCGGCGACUGCGUGUAAUUUGUUAUUUAGAACGCCUUCAGCAGGAGAGAAUGCUGGGCACAUUUUUCAGGCGGUGGCAACAGCUGAGUUUGUCUAAGAGGCGCUCCCUGUACCCACUGGACAUUGGCCACGUAGAAAAACGGGUACAAGGUACUUUCCUUUCCUACUCCUGGGAUGGAACCCUUGACGGGGGGAAUACUGCGCAGGAACUUGCAAAUGCGCUCGCUGGUGCCAAGCAGCGACGUCUUUUGCAACGCCACUACGACAACUGGCUUCGUCACACGCGAGAGAUGCGGCGUAGUGUAGUUCAAGGCACAGCCUUCAAUAGACUAUUUUUGUCUUUUUGCGAUGCAAAGUUUGGGGAUGGCUCUUUCAUGUGGAGACGACUAGGGGCCGCGGCCGAGGCAACGCUGCACCACCGCCGUGCACUUUGGUUGCUGGAAAAACGCAUGGUUCCCAACCAAUACAAGUGCCUCAGCUACUACCUGAGGCGAUGGAUGCAAUAUGUUCAAAACCAAAAAGAGGGCCGUCAUUCGUUAGUUCUUGUUGAGCCACUCUCGUCUGUAUUGGUGGAUGAAGGCGCACUGCGAGCACGCUUCUACCUCAAGUGGUAUCAAUACGCCCUCUUUGAGGCAAAGCUGGUGCGCCUCGACGAGGAACGAAUGACGAUGCAGCGAGAGUGGAUUGCUGUGCAAAACGCGGUGGACAGCACAGCUUCGGUGGCGGAGCUUCGCCAAGAGGAGGAGCACCUGGAGCUGGAGAUCGCGCAGCAGGCAUUUGAGCGCGAUGGGGUGGAGAGCCAAAAUUUGGCGCUGCGCUCCGAACUGGAUUACCUGCAAGUGCAGAAGUCCCUGGACUGCCUCCUUGCCGGUUAUCGCGAUUCCUGGGACUCGCUGCGUAGACGACGCGACUCGGGUUCGGUGCCACGCAGCAGAGUUUCUAGUAACACCAGUCGUGAUAGAACACUGCCGUUGUUGGAUGAAGACGCCUGUGAGGGUGAGCUGUCAACGCUGCGACAGGUGGGAGCCGUGUUGCGGGCACUCAAGGCCGCCGGCGUCCGGUGUGGACGCCACAGGGCGCUUAUUGUGGCCUCGUACGAGCGGGUGGCGCAGCUUCCCAUAUUUGAGUGCCCCUUGGAGGCCUCUGACUACAACUCCAACGUGUCGGUGUGCUCCACGGGCGGUGAGCCAUCUACACUGCGCGUUGCCUCCACCACGCAGGUUCUGGAGGGGAAGCCGUUGGCCGAACAACGGCGGAGCCUCACGACAUAUGCGAACGCACCGAUUUCUCUGGCGGGGGAGUUUGAUCGGACCGUGCAGCAGCUGCAGAUAAUCAUUGCGACCGCGGCGAGGGUGACAGGCGCCGACCUCAGCGCGCCCCUCAACUAUGACUCACUCCUUUCCGUACCGGAGAAACAUGCAAGCAGUGAUAAGGGGCUUGUGAACCCCACAGAUCGCGUCUCGCUCUGCUGGUUAAACUUUGUGCCAUCCACCACACGAACGGAGGCGCUUCCGCUAAUUGUCGAUCUUGUCGCCAUGUUUGAUUCCUUCAAGGCCCACAGCGACACGGAGGUGGAGGGUGCGGGGAGAAAGCUAUCUACACGUGGGGCGCCAAAGGUAAUGCCACUUCCUUUGAGAAGCCUUUGCAAACCAAAAAGCGCCGUCUGGCUCGUGCGUCACGCUGCCGUGCUGUUAGAACUUCUCUCCCCUGGACUCUGGCAGCGUCAUUUGCGGCUGCGGGCGCUGGCAGCAGACACAUCGGAGAGUUUGCCACGGGCCAACCCGAGCCGCACGGGCACCGCCAGGGCAACCGAAGGAAAACCGCGAAGAACCCUUCCACGGCCACUGCACAACUUGCCCACGGAGGAGCUCAAGCCCCCAACGAGCCGGCCCCGCUCGAUGUCAUGGACUUCAGCGGGGACAUGCAGAACAAAUCCGCAAAUGAUGUUGCCAUUGGGUGGCCGUGGCUCAGGACAGCGGAAGGUUUUCAUUCACAGCGGGGGAUCCCUGACCCCACGCCCGCAGACCCUUUCCCACCUUAGCGAAGAUGACUACGAUGGACCGCGCCUGUCUGUGCCCAUUCCGCUACCCUCGCCCCAUUCGGGGGCGGCAACGCCAAAAAAGUCGCCCUAUGGCUCCGCCACGACACGCCCCUAUCUGGGAUUUCGGGUCGCCGUAGGUCGAGACGAUACGGGUCACACCACCUUGACCGUCCACGAGGUUGCCGAAAGUUAUCUCUGCGCCAGCGAUGGAAGUACAAGAGAAGGGCCGGCCUUCGCCUCCGGUUUACGCGCUGGAGAUCAGUUGUUACGCUUUGCGGGUUACGCGGUGACAGAGCUCGCGGCAUUCAACGCCGUCGUUGCACGUCAUGUGCGUCCAUGGGCCGGAAUCCCGGUGCAUUUCUUGAGGAACGGACAAAUCAUAACGGCAACUAUCGUUGUCGGCGAGAAGGCCCGUAAUGGCUGA